UCACAAGUUAAAUGCAGCUGAAUCGUUUCAUGGCUGCCAGUGCGCUCAUGUGAGCCAUGGCAGGCAACGGCGGUUUUUGCCGCUCCUUCGUCGAGCUUUGUGACCUGAACGACGGGUUCGAGUUGCACAAACUGCUCCGGACGACGACGGGCACACACCCGACAGAAGAGGAUAAGAAGGAUUCCUGUGAUGACGACAUAGCAGCUGCUGUUGUGGCAGCCUGGAGUGCAGGGGAUACUCCAGAAGGCUUGGAGUCUGCUUUAGAUGCGCUGCAAAAGUGGAGCAAUAGGUAUCUCGAUCGGAACGCAAAAGUUCGUUGGAUGCUAACUCCCAUGCUGUGGCUAGCUGCAAGGACGAGGCAGCUGGCCGUUCAGCUGGACGGCUCCGACUCCCGAAGAUAUCGUGAAAGAGUCGUUGAGGCCGCACGAGCGCUUUUCACCAAGCUCCACCGAGACAAAGACCGCCGCGAGGGCGCUCUGGUGAUUUGUUGUGAGCUCCUUCGACUCUACAGCAGCUUGGGACAGGCAUCCCAAUGCGCUUUUGUUCUCACAACGGUGGGCAAUGCCUCAAAGAACAAUGCGUUUGAUGCCGUCAAACUGCCAAAGUCCUUGCUGGUGACUUUGUAUUUUCUCUGGGGCAAGCACCUAGUCAUGGCGGGUAGCAUCGAGGAGGCCGAGGACAAGCUCAACCGAGCGCUGGCCAUUUGCCCUCUGAAGGCUGCCCGAAACCGAUGUCAGAUCCUGAGAUAUCUCAUCCCCUGCCGUCUUCGGCUUGGACAGUAUCCAACGCAAGGCCUAUUGAAGCGUAAUGACUUGCAGAGUCUGACGGGCAUCGUAGCAGCGACAGCUACCGGGAACGUCAAGCGCUUCAGCGAGGAGCUUGAGAAGCAGGAGGACACUUUAAUUUGCUGGGGAACCUACUUGGUUGUGGAGAAGCUUAAGAUCGUCGCUUACAGGAAUUUGGUGCGCCAUGUGUACGAGAUUCAAUGCGAACUUUUAGAGGGGGCUCAAAAGGUCAAGCAGGACCUUGCGCCUUUCGAGCAGGCCUUCCAAUGGCAGGAUGACUGCACUCCGGACGAGACGCUCUGUUUGCUUGCCCACUUGAUCUACAUUGGCGCUGUGCGCGGCUAUCUUUCUGAUGUUCAUCGAAAGGUUGUUUUCUCAAAGGAAAUGCCUUUCCCGCCUGUGAGUUCGUGGUCCACCAAAGCUUAAGCUGAUCGCGCUACAUCUAGUGGGCACGAAUUAUGUUCGGAGUAAAAAGAAGCGCUGCAGUGCCAGGGUGUUUGUGCAAAAAGUUUCCGCCAGCAAGGAUAUCGAACAGGGCCGGGAGCAAUUUCGCUCAGUGUUGUGUUUCC
Messenger RNA from Durusdinium trenchii, 1354 nucleotides. Lineage: Eukaryota; Dinophyceae; Suessiales; Symbiodiniaceae. The record is from the annotation of a GenBank genome assembly.